AUGGCUGCUGCUGUAUUUAACCAAAGCAUUGGGGCUUCUCAGUCCCUUGGGCAUUUUAAUACCUCCAGCCUGCAUCAAGAGUUUGGGAAAGGUUCAGUGAGAUUGAUUUCAAAGGCUUUUGAGGUUGAUGUUGGACUGUCAAAAAGAGGAUGCUAUAACUCCAGUCAGAGAAACCUUCGUAUAAUUCGAGCCUCGACUUCCCAGACUUCAUUGAUCGAUAUAGUUUCAUCCCCCUCACAUAACAAAUCCAAUGAUUCUCGGAAGAAAUCUGGUGAAGCAGCUCUGAUUUUGAUUAGGCAUGGCGAGUCAUUGUGGAACGAAAAGAACUUGUUCACAGGCUGUGUUGAUGUCCCUCUGACCAAGAAGGGUGUGGAAGAGGCAAUUGAAGCUGGCAAGAGAAUCAGCAACAUACCUAUCGACAUGAUCUAUACAUCUGCACUGAUUCGUGCACAGAUGACUGCCAUGCUUGCCAUGACACAGCACCGUCGUAAGAAGGUGCCAGUUAUAAUGCAUAAUGAGAGUGAACAAGCUACGGCAUGGAGUCAGAUUUUUAGUGAAGACACAAAAAAGCAUUCCAUUCCUGUUGUAGCAGAUUGGCGGUUGAAUGAAAGAAUGUAUGGGGAAUUACAGGGUCUCAAUAAACAGGAAACAGCAGAUAGAUAUGGGAAGGAACAAGUUCAUGAGUGGCGUCGGAGUUAUGACGUACCCCCUCCUAAUGGCGAGAGUUUGGAAAUGUGUGCUCAAAGAGCUGUUGCUUAUUUCAAAGAUCAAAUUGAACCCCAACUUUUAGCUGGAAAGAAUGUGAUGAUUGCUGCCCAUGGGAAUUCAUUGAGAUCCAUAAUAAUGUAUCUUGACAAACUAACUUCUCAAGAGGUUAUUAGUUUAGAACUAUCAACUGGAAUACCCAUGCUUUACAUUUCCAAAGAGGGAAAAUUCAUUAGGAGGGGAAGUCCUGCUGGACCUGCUGAGGCUGGGGUUUAUGCCUACACCAAGAAAUUGGCUCUUUACAGGCAGAAGUUAGAUGAGAUGGUUCAUUAG
This is a messenger RNA of Prunus armeniaca (apricot), 1038 nucleotides long. The record is from the annotation of a GenBank genome assembly. NCBI's taxonomy places the organism in Eukaryota, Viridiplantae, Streptophyta, Magnoliopsida, Rosales, Rosaceae.